AUGAAUCAAAUCGACCUCCCAUUCGGAUCUACUUACGAACCAGAAAACAAAGAAAAACAACAACAUCCACCAGAACCCGCAAACCAAGGCCUGGAAUGGGGCACCGACACCAACUUCUGCCACCACGGCUAUUCACCACCCCUAGGAAGCUGGACUGAAGAACGAACUAUUCGGAAUAUGAUGCAGAUAGCGUCAUAUGGUGGGGGCUUUGAUAUCGACCAUCGCAUUCUACAGAGUGUUAUGUCCAAUAAAUAUCAAGAUGAAGAUAAAGAUAAAGAUACUUCUGAAGGCAGGUAUAAAAGACGGUGCAUUCAACGACCUGGACAGAAAAUCUGCCAUUGUCAAAUGGAGAAAAAGCGACGAGAUGUUGUCCGAGAGGGAUUCGAUGAAUUAGGGAAGCUUGUCCCUGGGAUGAAAAAGGGAGUGCAUACGAGACGACAUAUGUUGGACAAGGCGGCGAAGUUUAUCGAGGAUUUGAUAGACGGAAAUAACAGGUUACGAUGGCAGUUGAAGGAGUUGGUCUAA
This is a messenger RNA of Aspergillus wentii DTO 134E9, 525 nucleotides long. RefSeq lists its product as uncharacterized. The coding region runs from base 1 to 525 and encodes 174 amino acids. The record is from RefSeq and is a predicted model, not a curated record. The transcript has 2 exons. Gene Ontology annotation, molecular function: protein dimerization activity. Lineage: Eukaryota; Fungi; Ascomycota; Eurotiomycetes; Eurotiales; Aspergillaceae.